AUGGGAAAUAAUAUUUUCCGUCGAAGACAUGGAAUAGUUGGUGUGAAAAACAGUAAAUCUGAGAAAACCACUAAUCCGGAACCUUCCAGCAAUAAUAAUGAGACAACAGAAACGACUGAAAAACCGACUAAUGUUAAUAAACCUAUUGAUCCUCAUGUGUCAGAAGGAAACAAUGACGUGAUUAAAUCUUCUAAUUCUGAUGAAACUGAAGGAAAUAAUGAAGCGAAUGAACCUUCUAAUGAUCAACAAACUGACAAAACAGUUCAAUCACAGAUAUCCGUCGAUCAUAAUAAAGUUGAAAGAAAGAAUGAUGUAAACACAUCCUCCGGUCACAACGAACCUGAAGAAACGAACGAAUCGACUAUACCUUCUAAUAGCAGUCGAGUAGAGGAAACGAAUAAUUCAGUUUCAUCCCAUGAUCCCAAUGAAGAGAUAAAAAUAAAUCAAGAAAAUACAACCUCUAGACAUAAUGAUCUCAAAAGAAAGGUUGAUUCAGAGGCUAGUUCGUCCAAUUUUAAUGAAAGUAAUAAAUCAGGUAGUUCAAACAUAUCUUACAGUGAAGAUGAACCUGAUUUGCUUGAACCCGUAUUAAAAAUAGAAAAACAUCAAAAUUUAAUUAAUCGUCUUCUUGGUUGUGUUUAUGGACAAGCUCUUGGUGAUGCAUAUGGUCUAUCUACUGAAUUUGAAAAUCGCGAUGAUGUUGCGUAUAAAUAUCCAGAUCGUUCAAAGAUAAUUCCGUUUCCAGAUUAUAUCCUCACUGGACAUAAUAGACGAUGGACAAGAGGUGAUUGGACAGAUGAUACAGAUCAAUGGAUAUUAAUUCUAGAAACAUUAACAGAAACUAAUAAUGAUGAACCUAAAGAGAUAGUUUUUGCUAAAAAGUUAAAGAAUUGGAUUCGACAUGGAUAUUCAGAAUUGGGUGAUUAUGGUGGAAUGGGAUUAGGUGCCAAUGUAUCGCAGGUUGUUCAUUUUCAUGAUUAUGUUAACGAUCCACUCACAGCAAGUAAAACAGUAUGGGAACGUGGUAAUCGUCAAGCAGCACCAAAUGGAGCUGUUAUGCGUUGUUCAGCAUCGGCAUUUGUCAUAUCAACGACUAAAUUGAUGUGUAAAACGACUCAUUUUGAUCCUCGAUGCAUUGCUUCCUGUCUUGCUGUUUGUUUGACUAUUACUUACCUUUUAAAAGAAGAAUUCGAUCAAAAUGAUAUUGAAUCAUUAAUAAAUCGUGUUAAAAAAGAAACUAUCGAAAUACUUGGUGAUGAGUUUUCUGACGAACAUCGUGAAUUAUUCUUAUGGCAUAUAGAUAAAGAACGUACACUAGAAGAACUUAACCUUGACGAAUCAAGAAGUAUUGGUUAUACAUAUAAAUGUUUAGCAUCGGGUUUUUAUGGAUUAAGAUCUACACGUUCAUUUGAAAAGACAUUAAAUGAUCUUAUUCGGUAUGGAGGUGAUGCUGAUACUAAUGGAGCAGUAUGUGGAACUAUGUAUGGAGCAAGACAUGGUUAUAAAGCUCUUCCUUAUUUAUGGCUGAGAGAAAUGCCAUUCAAAAAAUGUAAAAUCAUUGAUUGUCAAUCAUGGAAUACAUCCGAUAGAAUUCUUCCAUGGGAAUCCUAUAUACAAUUAAAUGAUAUACAACGACCACUUGGUCUUACAAUUGAUCGAUCAUCACUUGCACAUCAUCAUUUUGCUAUUGGAUAUUUUUGUUUUCAUUCAUUUAUGUAUGAUGAAGCACGAGAUGCUUUCAAUCUAGCAAUUAAUAUUGCACCAACAUUUAUCGAAGCUCAUAUUGGAAAAAUGCUCGCAUGUAAACAUACAUUAUGGUCAUAUACUGAUUUUGAUUGUGGUCUAGAAGCCUAUAAUGCAAUAAAAUUAAUGUUGAAAACAUCAAAUAUAACACUUUCAUCAUUUCAAUCAUCAUUACUUUCAACAGUUUAUCAAUGGUAUGCAAAUCAAUCAUCGAUUACAAAUGGAGAACGAGCAUUUUUAUCAUCAAUAACUAAUUUAUCAGAAACAUAUCCAAAUGAAACUGAUAUUCGUGUUUUAUGGGGUCUUUCUCUUCUUAAUGUAGCUUUUGGACAAGAAUUUCAAGGUCAAAUAGAACCUACACCAAUGAUGGAAGCAAGAGAAAUCUUUAAAACAGUACUUAGAAUUGAACCAAAUCAUCCAGGUGCUCUUCAUUAUUUAAUACAUGCUUAUGAUGUUAAUCAAGUUGAUAUAGCAGAAAAAGCUACAGAUUAUGCACUAACAUAUAAUAAAACUGUGUUAAAAUUAUCACAUGCACAACAUAUGCCAGCUCAUAUUUGGAUGCGUACAGGUGCAUGGCUUCUUGCUAUGUCAGCUGAUAGAUCAGCUAUUCAAGUAAGCUUGGCAUUAUGUGCGACAAAAUUAUUAAAUCGUUCUAUAUCAAUAUCAUCCAUUGAAUUAGAAUCUGUAUUGACUCAAUUUAAUACAACAAAUCAAAUAUCAUCUUUUCUUUUAUGUGAUGCUGAAAAUCGAGCACACUCAACUGAAUGGUUGUCAUAUUCUCGUUUACAAACAGGUGAUUGGUUAGGUAGUAUUGCUCUACUUAAUGAUUUAUUCAUUGCUGAUAAUCAAUCAUUUUUAACACCAAAUCAUUAUUUACCAUUUGCCUAUCGAACUCAAGCACGUACUAUUGUUGAUCUAUUCUUUUGGUUUCCAUAUAGUAAUCAAUUUUUAAAUAAAAUACAAUCAUUAUUAGCAUUUAAUGAAAAACAAUCUUUAAUUUUGUUGAGUGAUAAUACUACAGGAUGGUAUCCAAUAUGGACAGAAGCAGGAUAUCGUUUUGCUGAUUGUCUAAAAUUACUAACUACUUUUUAUAUGAAUAAGAAUACAUCUGAUAUUUUAUCAACUAUAGAUAUUCAUCUAGCUCGUUUUAUUAUACUUUCUAAUCGAACUAAUUCAUUAAGUAAAUAUAUAUCUAAUAGUAUUUUAAUGAUGAUACCUCAAAUACUUGGUAUACGUCAUUAUAUUAAUGGAUUAUGGCAAGAAUGUUUAAAUGAAUUAAAUACAGCUACUCAAAUUGAAUCGAUGCUUAUAUCUGAAAGUAAUAGUCCUACAUUGAUAUUUGCACGUUCUUCAGAAUUAUUUGCUAUGCAUUUAAUAAUUAUUUAUGAACAAAAUAAAAACCAAUUGGUUGAGACUAAUUCUUCUAUAUAUAUGUUAAAUGGUACAGAAACAGCUAUUGAUAAAUUUCCAUUAAUAGCAUUAAAAUUAUAUAAAAAAGCUGAUCAAAUAGCUCCUAAUCGAGCUAUUAAUACACUUGGUAUGGCACGUGCUAAUGCUCAUCUUAAUCGACAUAAUACAGCAGUUGGUUUGUAUCAACAACUUUCUUUUCAAAUGACAUCAUCGAAUAAUAAUGAUGAAUAUUUUCUUAAAGAAGCAAAUGACUAUCUUGAUCAACAUAGUUCAGCUAUACAUUGUAGCUUUUCUUUCAUUUUAAUCUUUUUUUCCAUGUGUUUGUUUUAUUUUUAA
Molecule: messenger RNA, 3489 nt
Organism: Rotaria sp. Silwood1
Lineage: Eukaryota; Metazoa; Rotifera; Eurotatoria; Philodinida; Philodinidae
Source: the annotation of a GenBank genome assembly